AUGGGGGUUCAUCUAAAUUUAGAAAUUUUAGAAACUGCUCGGCAAGCUGGCCAGAAUGUUCUCAAUUUACGUACCGAUGCUAGAGAAGUCCUACCUGAUUAUCAGGCUCUACCCCAAUCUAUAGUUGAUUACAUAUCUCACAUUGCGUCAGUUAUUACACAGGAUGGGAAAGAGAUAAGGAUGAAUUUGCCAGCCACAGCUAUACCACAGGGUCCAAUUGAAGUUGAUGGAGUUCUUCAACCUAGUGGUUCUUUCGGUCCAAUUGCAGCAAAUAAUCAUAAUACAUACGAAUGCUAUCUAACGCCACUCAUAACUUCAAGAAGAGUGCAAGCAUCUCAAGAGAACAAUGCCGGCUAUCUUCCUUUGCCUGAUGCCAUGAUUCCAGGAAAUUUAGUACCUAACAGAAAUAUGUUGGGAUUUGAACAAAUUGAUAUUUUAGGAGCGGGAGCAAACUCGCGCUUACAGGGGAUUCAAUUCCCUAAUGAUGAUACCCUAGAAGGACGAUAUCGCAUAUCAACUUUGCUCCAAGAUAGAGUUUAUACGGUUCUCGCUGAAAUGAAAGACCGUUUUAAAAUUGUGGAAUACCGUCGUAAUCAAAAUGAUAAAGGAUUAAAUAUAAUGGACAAAAUUCAACAUAAGAUUACUGCAGUUAAUUUACUAUUCGUAGAAACUUCUGGACCAUUGAAUGACGCUCAAGUUCCACUGUACUCGAGAAACGUCGCCAUCCAUGGAUUUGGAGCCCAAGGAUCAGCCUCCGCUAACCAGGCUAAUAUAGAAUGUUUUCAUCGACGAAGAAUUCAUCAGGGUAACCAGAUGGCACGGGGAUUUUGUUGUACUACUCAGCAAGGCCAGCCACCCGGGGGUUGGAACGCCACCCUUAAUGAUAAUUUUAAUAUGCAUGGUUUGUAUGCCCCAGUACUCCAUGCUGAUUACCCCCACCUCCGUGAGAGCCACUUCAGCUCACACGCUUCAGCAGGUGUGCGGACGACCGCUCUUGCAGAAUUGGACACUCCCGAGGACAUGCAGGCUAUAGCCUGGCUUGGGAUUACCCGACCACUAACUGUUAAUCACCUGAGCAUCACCAAACAAUACGGAACUACUACAACAUUUCUCCGUUGCAUUCCGUGUUCUGGGUCACAAAUUGGGCAAACCAAAUCAGUACAAUUGGACACUCUUAAAGACGUGCGGUUAUGCCUCCCUGCACACUUAACAAUGAUUGACAUGCCUACGACGAUAGACUCUUCAGAAAAAUACCAGAGGACUGAGAGAUCCAAGUAUUUUCCAAAAAACGAAGAAAAGAAAAUAGUGGUUAAAAUCAUGCCGAGAAUUUAUAUACGCAAAACUAAUCGCCAAAAUUGGCCUGAAGAACAAAUGCAAAAGGCAUUAGAUGCCGUCAGAGAUGACUUAACAUUAGAAAGAAUCAGUUCUGAGGCCACAGUUUUGAAAACCAUGGAAACAUCUGAAGCGUCAACGUCGAAAGGUUCAAAUCCAAGCAAGCAAAAUAAAGGCACUGCAAAAUAUUACCACCAAUCCAAAAAUUUUGGAAAUUUAGAUGCUCUUCCCAGCACAUCCAAAAUAUUGACAUUGUCGCAGUUUAGAGAAUUCAAAAAGGGUAACAGAGGACGUCGCUUUACAUUGCAAGAAAAGCUUGUGAGUUUGUCUAUUACGAAACAAAGUUCAAAAGGGUAUAGAUUUCUUCGGAAAAUAUUUAAAUUGCCCUCACGGCAGAUUCUACUGCAACUAUUGCAUCAGGCAAAUUUCAAGCCCGGAAUAAAUUCAAACACCAUUGAACAACUCAAGAAAGCAACUGAGGCUAUGAAGUUGGAAGACAAAUUGUGUAUUCUGCUAUUUGAUGAAAUGUCCCUAAAACCUAGUGUUGCUUAUAAUGAAAGAAAGGACAGAGUAUGUGGUUUUGUCACAAAUGGUGACGAAGUAUAUUCAGAAUACGCGGAUCAUGCACAAGUGUUCAUGAUAAGAGGCUUAUUAAAAAAUUAUAAACAACCAGUAGCCUACACAAUUUCUCAAGCAGCAACUAAGGGACCUGAACUUCCAAAGCAAUUAAAAGCUGUUGUCACUGCACUGCAAGGAGCUGGUCUUACAGUUGUCGUUACUGUGUGUGACAAAUAA
Messenger RNA from Arctia plantaginis, 2127 nucleotides. The record is from the annotation of a GenBank genome assembly. NCBI's taxonomy places the organism in Eukaryota, Metazoa, Arthropoda, Insecta, Lepidoptera, Erebidae.